AUGCGGCGGAAAAUCCAGUCGCUCAUCGUCGGAUAUGGCGUGCCGGCCAUCUGGUUCACCAUCAACCCGAACGACAUUACGAACCCGGUGAAGCUGCGACUGGCGGCAUACCGCACACGCGAUCCCGACGCGGCCGAGGAGUUCUUAGAAGGCCUUGGGGAUGCGUAUAAGCGGGCACGGCUGGCGAUAUCGGAUCCCAUGAGCUCGGCCGUGUUCUUCCACCGCGAGAUGAAGCUGUUCUUCGAUCAUUACGUGAAGGUCGGUGAAGACUCGAUGCUUGCCGACAUCCACGGGGAGGAUCAGGCGGCGUAUCGCGAGCGAAUCGUCCGAUACAUCGAUAGCGUCUUCUCAGAGGAUCUGGACCAGGAAAGUUUUUGCGCCGUGCAAGCGGAGCGAUCUGUGACGGGCGGUAUUGGUUCCCUGCUGGACAACGCCGCGCAGUUCUCGGCCGCGUUUAUCGAGGAGGCCAACUUCUGUGCCGGCGCGACGCAGGAGGGCGGAAGGGGACCUCUGCCGGUUCAAGGCGCCAUGGAGGUUAGUCGACAAGACCGCCCUCACGGCAGACGGGUGCUGCAGAUCCGGAGGACACACAGCAUGGUCAAUCGAUGGAACGAGGCUAUUGCUGUCGGGCUCCGGCACAACCAUGAUAUUUCCUUCAUUGCGACGCAGCGCAAGACAAUGGCCCUCAUCUAUUAUGUCACGAACUACGCGACCAAGGUGGAGGACCCGGUGUGGAAGCGUGUGGCGGCCGCGGCCGAGCUCCUGGCCACCUCAACAGGGGACAGGACGCGACAGUUCCUGAUGAGAGUGGCGAACCGCGUGUUCACGGAGCGUCCGCUAUCACAGGUCGAGGUCGUCGCUCACCUUCUCGGAUAUCCGGCCGAGUUCACCGACAGCAGCGCGUGGGCGUACCUGAACUGUUCUCUGCUGUACUGGGAAGUCUUUCGGCGAUGGCGGCAUCUCCGAGAAGCCAGUGGCGCUGCGGCUACGGAUGACACCUUGGAUGAGUCGGUCGUCGUCGAAGAAGAAGGCCUGAGAAUCUCCCACGUCGAGGCGUACCAGCACCGGGGAGAGCUGCUGAAAGGCCUAUGCCUGUAUGACUACAUAUCGAUCGUCAGACUGAAACGCAUCGGCAACGACGAGAGCUGGGCGGCUUGGGAGAUGUCUUUCGAGGAUGGAUGGGCGCCGGGACGACGCUGGGUUCAGGUGCUCAGGCGGCCGGGCAAGCACGCUACCGUCUGCCUCGACGGCUACCUGAGCAAGGACUUCACCUACGAUGACGAGUCGUGCUACCGGAGGGCAGCCGUGCAGCAUCUUGCGCUGUUCGUGCCGUGGAGUCCUUCCUGGGCGAAGGAACAGCUGCUUCGACGAUCCGCCGAAGACGCAAAACGCGACGCCAAGCAAUGGGCAGCCUCGUCCGGCGAUGGCGACCCGACGGUCGCACACGUCGAGGAGGGUGGAGCAGGCGAGGCGGGCGCGGAGUCUGCAGCGACAUAUCAGCCCAACAGCAUCGGAGACGCAACGCGGCUCAUCGACGUCGUCCGAGGUGCAGUGGGAGCGAAUCAGGUGACGGCCAAGUCGCCGGAGCUCAUGGCAAUGAUACAGCAGCUCUGUCGGUUUCAGCAAUCGGCGCUGCGCUCGACGGCCGAGCUCGAGGCCACGGCGCUGAUCGAACGAGGGGAGAGGCGGUUAAGCAUGCCAGGGCGGGUAUUUUCCGGGGCCGCACUACCGCCGCAGGAUCAGGUCAAGGCUAUCAAGUCGCAGCAGCGAUCGCCGCGCAGCGUUGCGAAGGGUGAUGACCGGUUUGGGGAGGACGAGGUCGAAAUGACGAUGGCCGACUCCGACGAGACCGCUAUCGACGCAGGGGCGGGAAUGGACGUUCAGUUUGGCCCAUCAACCUCCUUCCUCGCGGCGGGCAAGGUGUUGGCAACACGGCUGACGCUGAACAAGAGGCAGUCCAUCGCUUUUCUGAUAAUAUGCCGCCAGCUCGAUUUGAUGCAGCAGACCGACGGGGCGAUGCCUGCCAGCUGCGCCAGUUCGUCGGUGGCGAGGGCGGCGGAGCGGUUCAUCCACGGCCAGUCUCGAAUGGAUUGGCAGGAGAAGGAUGUGCUCGUCAUCGACGAGGUGAGCAUGCUCGGGGCGCGGACGCUGCACGCCGUGAACGAGCGGCUUCGCCGGCUUCGCGGAUCGCGGCAAGAUUUCGGGGGGAUCCCCAUCGUCCUCUUCUGCGGAGAUUUUCAGCAGUUCCGGCCGGUCCAAGAGAGGUCGAUCGUCCUGCCUAGCGCGGCCAUCUCGUGGGACGUAGACAACUCGUUCAAGGCCGAGCAGCGUCACCAGCACGACAAAGCGCACGCACUGUGGAAGAGGUUCACGACGGUCGUCAUGCUGGACGAGCAGAUGCGCGCCGCCGGCGACCCGGAGCUGCAGAGGCUGCUGAAGCGGAUCCGUCUAGGCGUGCAGGAUCGGACGGAUCUAAACCUCCUCAACUCAAGGAAUCGGUGGAACCUGAACAUGGAGGCGAGCCUGGCGUUCCGGGUCCAGCAGCGGUCGACGAUGCGCAUUUUCAUCUCCGAGCACAAGUGGAAGGAGGAGCUGCCGACGGAGGAAGAGGCGAUCAUGAUACUCAACCAGGGCGACGAUAGCGCGAUCCCGGUGCCGGCCGUCUUCAUGUUCGUGGCCGGGAUGCCCAUCGUCGUGAACCACAACACCCACCAGGGGCUGAAGCUAGUGAACGGCGCGAGCUACUCGGCGGUGGAGGUCAUUGUCGACAAGGCGUACCCGGGGCAUCGGAUCUCGGCCGAUAUGACGAUCCACUUCGGGCCGCCGGCGGGGAUCAUUCUCGAAUCGGAGACGACGAGAUAUCUCCACUUCUGCCAGCGAAAAAGGCCGUGGCAACGCAACGACGUCAGCCGAAAGGGUUUGCCGUGCGCAGCAGCGUUCGCGUGCACGGACUACAAGGUGCAGGGCAAAACGCUGGAGCGCGUGGCCCUCGAGCUGCGAGGACACGGACGACGAAGAUGGAUGGAACGGUGGUGCCCUCGCAACGGCAUCAUGCUCGUGUCCAAGGUGCGGGACAGAGACUUGGUGGGCAACCGGGUCCCCGAGGAGAUGACUGCCGCACAGGCCAGGCUCGAGGUACUGAGCGAGAGGACCGUUGAGGAGGCGUUGCGCUGGCUGGACGGUGAUGCUGAAGAGUCAAGGCGGCCGGGCUAG
Molecule: messenger RNA, 3213 nt
Organism: Hirsutella rhossiliensis
Lineage: Eukaryota; Fungi; Ascomycota; Sordariomycetes; Hypocreales; Ophiocordycipitaceae
Product: PIF1-like helicase domain-containing protein
Exons: 12
Coding region: 1-3213 (1070 amino acids)
Biological process (GO): DNA repair; telomere maintenance
Molecular function (GO): DNA helicase activity
Source: RefSeq, a predicted model, not a curated record